UUUCCUGAUCGUCCUAACCCACAUUUGAAAAAAGCAAAAGCUAUAGCGUGAAACCUCUUACUGCAGACUUUAUUCAUCUGCCAUGUAGGAUUGAGAUAUUUAGAGCACCUAAAUACAUGUGGAACUGACUGAGUAUCAUUUCCGUGCUCAUUUUGCACAGGCAGAAUCUCACUGGACUUUGAUGGAAGAUUUAGCAGGUAAUCCAGACGUUUGGAAGAAAGAGGAUGGGUCAAACACCGUCAUAUACAACUAUUUUGAAUGUGACAUCAAUAGCAUGGUGGAUGCUCAUUUUAUCCGUGCCUUAAACAAAGGUAAACCAAGUUCCAACUACAGAAAAGGCCCAGUGGAGGACCGGCAAUUGGAAUGUUCAUCAUCCUUGGGUCCUGCAGGUCCUCAUAAGACCUCACAUGGCGCACUUCCAACAGCUGUGGAGCCUCUUACAGCCCUGCCUCUGUCGUAUGGUCUGACCGGUGAAACCCUGGACCUGCUGACUGGAGGGCCCGGGCAGAUGGUAGGUGUUGAACUGCCCUCUCUGUUGUACUCGCUGCCGGAGCCUGUUGAGGACCUGGACCUGAUGGAGAGGAAUUAUGGGAGCUCUCUGCUCAGAGUGCUGCACGGUGACCGCCCGGAACUGGGGACAGUAGUGGUGGCUGGACCCAAGGCUGGGGUCAUCCACAGCUGGGCCCACAACCAUUUGCGCACACAGCAGCCUAACCCUGAUGAAAGACAUAACUCUGGUAGAUUAUACCUUCCUACUGACUAACUACAGUACUUAAUUAAUGUCAUAUGGUGCUAUGCAAUGCUGAGCCAGAAUGUGACUUGUCAAAAGCUUUGUUUAGAAAACCUGACGUGUAUCUGUGUAUCUGCCUAGCAUAUUGAGUGAGAUGUGUAGUGCAGCAAAGGCCAUUAUACAACAUCACCUUUUUCUGGAAGAGGAUGAUGAGGGUCAUUUGAUUUAGCAGUUAUGCAUAGAGGGAUGUUGACUAAUUUAUUUUGUGUUGGUGUCAGGGUUUCAUAACAUGGGCAUUACCUUCCACAUCCGCUUGUGAUGAUUAGGUGAAUUAAGUGUUUUUAUUAAAACUACAUCUUACUAUGCCUAUAA
This is a messenger RNA of Alosa sapidissima (American shad), 1102 nucleotides long. It is a transcript of the gene vgll1l, whose product is annotated as vestigial like family member 1. The record is from RefSeq and is a predicted model, not a curated record. Gene Ontology annotation, cellular component: nucleus. The transcript has 3 exons. NCBI's taxonomy places the organism in Eukaryota, Metazoa, Chordata, Actinopteri, Clupeiformes, Clupeidae. Bases 182 to 763 code for a protein of 193 amino acids. Gene Ontology annotation, biological process: regulation of DNA-templated transcription.